Molecule: messenger RNA, 758 nt
Organism: Engraulis encrasicolus (European anchovy)
Lineage: Eukaryota; Metazoa; Chordata; Actinopteri; Clupeiformes; Engraulidae
Exons: 7
Coding region: 96-758 (220 amino acids)
Source: RefSeq, a predicted model, not a curated record
UAUCUGGUGGUUCUGAUUCCUCUGAUUCUGGUCUGGGUGUUGCUGCGGUGACCGCCCUCCGAUUGGCUCCUCUGGUUGUCUUGGUGAUAAUCGUCAUGACAACACUGCUGUUGCUAAAGAGAAGAAGGGGUUCUGCUGGGUCAAGUGAUGGAGGACAGAACCGCACAGGUAGAACCGCAGAUGAAGAGGAGAACCGCACAGGCCCAAGUCCUGGGCCAGGGGCAGUCUUCUACUCUGCAGCAAACUCAUCAGCAGUGUGUGUGCAGACAGGCGACAGUGACUAUUGUCUGCUGAUGGUGAAGCUGCUCUGGUCAACACUGGAGAUGUUGCUGCUGCUGAUGACUCUACUGCUGCUGGCUCCACUACACGGUGAGUGUGUACGUGUAGCUGUGUUCUCCAGGGCAGGAGAAGCUGCCGUUCUCCCCUGUGCUGACGUCAUGAGUGGGGACCCACUCUGCUCCUCUACUGAAUGGGUAUACUCUAAUGGCAGAGGCCCAGGGGUAAAGGUGGUCAGCAAGGGAGAAGUCCAACAAUCUGGGAGAUCAGAGAGGCUGCGUCUCCUGCCCAACUGUUCCCUCCACAUCAGUGACGUCUCCCCUGAGGAUGCUGGAUGGUACCAGUGUCUGCAGUAUAAUGGAUCAGACCUUACUACUCAGACCUUUCUUUGCCAGGUGAAGAUCCCUCAGGAGGACUUGAGGUCGUGUCUUGCAUCGUGUCCGUCUAUGAUGGUGAUUGGUAUGAUCUGGGUGUGCGUGUGA